UAAUCAUACGGAACUUAAUGAAACUAAUAUGUUUUGCGUUUUACGUCUAGCAUGACAAGUUCAUCGAGACUACCUAAACAUACUUGGACUAAAGAGGAAGAGGCAGGCCUCGUGGAGUGCCUCGUGGAGUUGGUCAAUGUUGGUGGGUGGAGGUUCGACAAUGGGACCUUUCGUCCCGGGUACUUAAAUCAGCUGGCGAGAAUGAUGGCGUUCAAGAUCCCAGGUUCUAAUAUCCAUGCUUCAACCAUCGAUAGUCGAAUCAAAUUGAUGAAGAGAAUGUUUCACGCACUUGCGGAGAUGCGUGGCCCAAACUGUAGUGGUUUUGGGUGGAAUGAUGAAAAAAAAUGCAUCGUCGCUGAGAAAGAAGUCUUUGACGAUUGGGUAAAGAGUCAUCCGGCGGCGAAAGGCCUCCUUAAUAAGUCGUUUGUCCACUAUGACGAACUGUCGUACGUGUUUGGCAAAGAUCGUGCAACAGGAGGUCGGGCUGAGAGUUUUGCGGACAUUGGGUCAAACGAUCCUCCUGGGUAUGACGCAUUUGCUGCUGAUGCUAUGCCAGAUACGGACUUUCAGCCAAUGUACAGUCCGGGAUUGAACAUGUCGCCUGAUGAUUUGAUGGAAACAAGAACCGCUAGGGUCAGUGAACGUAGAAAUGUUUCAAGCGGGUCUAAGCGGAAACGUCCAGGACAUGCCACAGAUAGUGGGGACAUAGUUCGUACUGCCAUUGAGUAUGGAAAUGAACAACUUCAUCGCAUUGCUGAAUGGCCUAUCCUACAACGUCAAGAUGCUACCCAAACACGUCAAGAGAUUGUUCGACAUUUGGAGGCCAUCCCUGAGCUCACAUUGAUGGAUAGGUGUCGCUUAAUGCGUAUACUUAUGCGUAACGUCGAUGACAUGAAAGCUUUCCUUGAAGUUCCCGACAAUAUGAAGUACCCGUACUGCAGCAUCAUUCUUCAAGAAAACCGAUGACUAGUUAGUUUGUUUUAUUUGUAUUAAUGAAACUUUUCUUACUUGGACUAUAUGUUAUUCUUCUAACUUGUUAUGUCUUAUUAUAUAACGAACUUUAAAUUCUGUUGAAGUUAAUUAGUUUGUAUUUUCGUUUCGCUUUAAAAUGUAAUGGUAUGAAUUGUUGUAUUAUCCUAUUAA
Molecule: messenger RNA, 1143 nt
Organism: Cucumis melo (muskmelon)
Lineage: Eukaryota; Viridiplantae; Streptophyta; Magnoliopsida; Cucurbitales; Cucurbitaceae
Exons: 2
Coding region: 52-966 (304 amino acids)
Source: RefSeq, a predicted model, not a curated record